Molecule: messenger RNA, 8385 nt
Organism: Stylophora pistillata
Lineage: Eukaryota; Metazoa; Cnidaria; Anthozoa; Scleractinia; Pocilloporidae
Product: histone-lysine N-methyltransferase 2B-like
Biological process (GO): positive regulation of DNA-templated transcription
Cellular component (GO): histone methyltransferase complex; nucleus
Molecular function (GO): histone H3K4 methyltransferase activity; protein binding; zinc ion binding
Source: RefSeq, a predicted model, not a curated record
AAGAUAACCUUGAUCGAAUCAAAGCACUAAACGCGAACGGAGAAUUUAUACCGUCGAGAUCGUGGAUUUACAGUGUAUGUACGUCCCGAGGGAUGACUUUGAAAAGAGCAAUUUGCGGGACGGGACCAAAUCAGGAUUUCUAGUACUGUUAGGGAGAAACUCAGUCGCGGCGUGAUUUGCGUGUAUGCGGUAAUCGUACAAUUGCAAAGCAUAGUGAGAAAAAUUUAUACAUCUUGCUCUAAAAUAGUUGAAGAAAGAAGCUCGUUGUCCUCUUGGAAAGAUGGGAACUAUUGGGAAGAUGGCUUAUAAAUUCGAAGCAAUUCUUCGCAGUUUCAAAGUUGUUGCUUGGCCUUGGGUAUUUCACCUUUCGCGUAAGUUGUCGUACGGAAAGAAAAGACAAGAACUAAAGCUAUGAAGCGUGCUUGCCAGACAGCAUCUAAGUUGAUUCGACGAUGCUGAAGUGCUUAUUCGGGGUCUUCAUGAAAAGGCCCGCUUUCCUUUCGCUCCUCGUUUAGAAAAGCAGUUUAUGUGUUUACUGUUUUCCAGCCGCUUGCGCCGGUCAACACUGGAUUUAAAUGGCUAGUUUUGAUCCCAAUUUAGGAUACGAUUUUUGAUGGAUUGUUGGCCGGUGGAGCUCGAAUCAUAACUGUUAUCGAAAACACAUCAAGGAGGAAAAAAUUGAGAACGGUGUUUUAUCGUCUUUUCGCGAGCGUGAAAAAAUGUUCAGACUACCCAUGAGAAGUCGAACCUCAGACAUACACAUCUCGCUUCGAUGCUCCAUCGCUGAGCCACAGAGACCCUUUAUGGGGAGAAGGAAUGCAGACCGCCUUCUUGGUCAGUUUUCUUUGUAAGGGAAAAACCAACUACACUGUACAGCAGCUUGCAACCACUUCAAUGCAUUGGCUAGUUUGAUUUACCAUCUCUGCACUGGCCAGUAAUCGAACGGAGCAGGUUGUUGAUUUCACGCAGUACAUGGCACGAAUCCAGCGAUGGUUUGCGCUGAUUUUAUCAAAUCGUGUUCGAUGCUUGAGUUUUUCUCGUAAGUCCAAAUGAUAAAAUAAAUAAAGUUCAGAAACUUAGCCAAACCUUUUUAAUACAGAGCAUAGUUAACCCUCGAUUAACUAUGUGCAGAGUCAAUACACAACAGGUUCUGUCGAGGCGACUUGACCAAUAAAACAGCACUGCAGUUCAGUGGGAUACAAUGGUUGAUAGUUGAUAAUAAAAUGGAAGCAAAACGCGAUUACUGAAGUCUUCUGAAGAUACAUGAUCAUCCAAAGCUUAUUAGGAGUUUCUUUCUAUCUUUAACAACACAACCGAGGAUCGUUUCUGAAUAAGCCAGAAGAUUGCCUGUCAGAGGCGGAAGCACACGGUAUACCGCUGUAUCGUGGCGACUUUUAAAGAGUAUACACGAGAAGGCUCGACUGGGAAAACCCCGCGCGCGCGCGAACUUGUCAAAGCGCUGAAACUAAACAACAUGGUCUCCAAAGGCUCUUUUAGACCUUCCACUUGAAAAUAUGAUGUAUAUCAGUCUCUACACGGAAUGGACGCACACGGUAUCGAAGAAAAGAAAAUGAAAGGGUUUAUUGCUCUCUGGGCUACUAAUAAUAUCGUGUGCUCUUCACUCUUCAUAUGCAAUCUACGAAUCUCGCUUGGGUCCUAAAUUCUUGAUCAUUCGCUUUUUAACUAAUUUCACAAGUUCUUCCCCGACGAAAUGCAACUCUUUCAGCAGUUUUUACUUUUUGACUCAUUUUUGUGCAUGGGCAUUUAGCACAGUGAACGAUGAAGUCUCCAAACCACCGCAAGAUGAAAGUGCGUUGAGAACCGGACGUUUGGGGAAUACCCAAGAGGCCUGGUCGCUCAAUCGGCUGGCGUGUUGCAGAUUUCUCUCCCUAUAGAACGUCGGCUCAGAAUUUUUUCGAUUUUGAUCUGACUUUUCUUUACAUUCUGACGGCAUGAUUCAGCGCAAAGGGUGGUAAAAUGCAGAAUCGACGCCAGUUUUGUUAAAAACUAUUUGUUUAUUCUGUUUGGACCCAUAAUUGUCUGCGGUCGCAGCAGCACGUGUGAGACGCAUACUCAUGCGCACAAAAAGGGAACAUGGCGCGAAUGAAAUAUCCUGGAACUAACAAGGCCCGAUGUGCUCCCAAGAAAAAGAAGAAUUUUACCAUGUCCGGACGGAUUAAACAGGAGCAGUUCGGCGAAAAGCUUAAGAGUUCAUUCAAGAAGCCAGUUUGUAUAAGCCUUCGAAAAUACCGGGAAAUCUUCGGAGAUUCCGAUGAAGAGGAAGAAGAAUUUUAUGGCUUUCGCGCAGAGGAUUUGGGUCUGAAAGCGUAUCGCUCUUUCUCUGUCAAAGAUUAUCUGGAUGGCAACGAAAGAAUAAGUUAUCGCAAAGAUGGCGCCAGAGACCGACUAUCAAGACAUUUAAGUGGUAAUGUGCCUAAAAUACUCAAAGCUGAAUCCCCUCAGCAUAAAAGCAACGCGAACGAAGCAGAGAAUAAACCUCCCGCCGCAUCACCGAGCCAAAAUGUUUACGCGAAGCUGUACAAAAAGAGAGAUUCGUACGAAAGAAGAUUCGCGCGACCUGCCCAAGAAUUCGAUAAGGCUUAUCUGUCAGCGAACGUGAAAUCGACAACAAAAGUCAAGGCGAAUUUUGUACCGCGGGUCCAGAAAACUUUAGUGAGUGAAGGAAUCAAUCACCACUCAUCGCCAAACCUACAUGAGAGCAAUUUAGCUCGUUUCCACAUGAAGAAAAAGGCUGUGCCUCUGGCGAGACAAUUGCUUGCAAAAGCGAAGGAGGGACAGAGAAUUCGGAAGCAGAGAAAGUUUGAUGCAGUAAACAAAGAGGGCCAACCAGUGCGAUCGCGGUCUGGCCGUGUAGUGAAGAGUAAAAAGUUAGACUACGACGAUGUCACAUCGCCGAAAUUUAAAGUCAGGAGAGAUGAAGGGAGUAUGACUGGAUCAUCAAACUAUGUCAAUCGAGUUGCUCGAAAAAGGCGCUCGGAAGAUGGCGAAGUUCCUCCGAACAAAGCUUUUCGAACUGCGAAGGUGAAAUUGGAAAAGGUGGAGUUACCAGGCGAUCAACGAGUCUACGUGAAUAAUCCAGCUUCACCCACAGGAUUUGAAAUCCAACCAUUGAGCUCUACUGGUGUACAGAGCUCUAGAUUUAGAUUCAAAGAUGUGCCAUCUCAAGAAUCCUUGCCAAAUAAUGUGCCACAGAGUUCUUCUUACUGCAAGAAAGUUCGUAUAAAAAAUGCGACCAGGAUAAAAAAUGGAAGAAAUGAGAGGAAUCAUAAUCAACCUGCUAAAUUCACAAAUCAUGGAAUACAGAGAGUGAAAAAUAGUAGAACUUCUAAUUUGUUGCAGAAUUUGAAAUUGCACAGACCUGCCAAGGGCCACUUGAUUGAUAAAGAAAUCUGUGGGAAGAGAUCAGAAAGAAUCAAAACAAAGAAACAGAAUGACGAACUCCCUUCACUUAAAAGCAGAGAGGAAGAGAUGGAUGAUCAGGCCAGCAAUGCAUCUUCACUUUCAGAGGUUUCAACCACAAACAGUGAUGUUAUAAGUAGAAAAACACCCAGUUCAGCUAACAAACAUUUGUUUAAAUCCAAACGAUUGCAAGAAUUGCAGGAAAAAAUUGAAAGUGGGACAAAAGAAGAUGUGUACAUGGUAGAGGAGACUGCAUGUAAUGCAGCAGAAAUGCAGAGACAUUCAAAAGAAGAAAAUGAAGUUGGUGUAGAGCCCGAUACAGAAAGAAAAAGUAGGCCAAGAUCAAGACAGUCGAGUCAAGAAGGAGGCAGAUGUUUUGCGGAUGAGAGGCCAGCUUCUGAAAAACCAGUUCUAGGGAAGCAAAAACGAGCAUGUGCAAAAAAAACACAAUUAUCAAGGCUGCAAGCCUUGAGGAAUGAUGGUGAAUUACCCAGCUCAAGUGAUGAUGAGGAAAGUAGCAAGCCGCUUUCACAAGUCAAAAAAGAGCUCAAGAAAGGGCAGCUAGAGAAAAAACAGGAACCUACUGAAAGAGUAGUAAAGAAAGUUAUCAAAGUUGUUAAGAAAAUAAGAACAAAGAGUGGAGAAACAAAAACAAAGGUUGUGAAAAUUAUCAAGAAAAUUGGUGUCAGGAAAAAAGAGGACACUGACGUUUCGUUGGUUCCAGGAAGAAGGCGGAUUCGCUGUGGUCAAUGCAAAGGAUGCAAAGUCUUAGAUGAUUGUGGUGUAUGUCGCUGGUGCAUAGACAAGCCAAAGUUUGGGGGACCAGGUACCAGUAAACAGUCGUGUGUAGAACGCAAGUGCAUCAAUCCUCAACCUCCAAAGCCAAAAGGUGCACCUUCCAGGAAACUUGUCAAAGAUUCUAAUGCAACAGUGAAAAAGAAGCCACCCACGAAGAAUGAGCUUAAAGUAAAGGGCUCUAAGAAAGGUCAAAACCAGGCGUCAUCCUCAACUACAAAGAAGCCUGUGGCAUCAGUUAAACCACCACCCUGUGGGAAGAGACAAGCUGUAGUGGCUGAUAUUCCUUUGGUCAAACUACCUUGGAGUGACAACAGCACAGAAGAAGAAAUAUGGAAGGAAGGCUUUGCAAUUUGUUUUACAGCUGGUGUGCCAACUGUUGUAAAAGAACUGUGUUUUCUCUGUGGUAGCAAGGGCAGUGAAAAGAUGUUCUAUUGUAGAGUUUGUUCUGAGCCUUUCCAUGGAUUCUGUCUUGAUGAAGAACCAUUAGAUGAGACAACAUGGUGCUGUGACAACUGCAGCAGUUGUAGUGUUUGUGGAUAUCAAGAUAAGCUUCUGAUGUGUGACCGUUGUCAGCGUGGCUAUCAUGUUGAAUGUUUGGGUCCAUUUUAUCCCACAGAGCCAGAGGGAGAUGAUGAUGUUUGGGUGUGUGGUCGAUGUGUACAGUGCAAAAAUUGUGGGAGAAGAACUGCUGGAGAUAAUCCUGAAGCUGUGUGGAUGCUUGAAUUCACGCAUUGUCAAGAAUGUGGCAAGCAAAGGCAACAGAACAACUUUUGUCCUCUCUGUGAUAAAUGCUACUCUGAUGACGACUUUGAAUCUAAAAUGGUUCACUGUGUUAAAUGUGAUCACUGGGUGCAUGCAGAGUGUCAAGGAAUCACAGUUGAUCAGUACGAGUGUCUGACAGACCUACCAGAGGAUGUGCAGUUUGUUUGUAGGCGCUGUUGAGAAGAUCAGGUCUCCUCUCCAUGGUACAAAGAACUGAUGGAGGAAAUGGAGGCAGGAUAUGAGAGGAUAGUGGAGGAAAUCAAAUCUUGCAAGGCCUAUGAACCGCUCAAGUCUCAUUUUGAACAGCUUGAAGCAGAUAAUGGACACCCAAAGGACUUUGAAGUUAUUUCAGCAAAAGUGAAAGAUAGGAAGUACACUAGUGUGGAAAUGUUUUGUGAUGACAUAACUAAAGUUUUGGAAAGGAUAUAUAGACCUGUAGAAACAGACUCUGUUUUGACUAAACAUUGGUCUUCACUAUACUAUACUUUUUGCAAGUGGAAUAGUUGGACCUACUAUUCCUUACGAAGUCUGGGAUCACUCAUACGUUUCCGUUAAAAGCAGUCAAGAAAAAUUUGAUUCUACACGAGAUGGAAAAUCUCAGCCUUCUUCUUCAAAGGCUCUUCAGAUGAACUCACUAGAGAACGAAAAUGGUGAAGUUCAGGAGAUGGAAACAGAUGUGGAACGCGUUCUGCAGGAAGAAAAAGUCGCCAACGAGGAGCCAAUGGAAACUGAUUAUAGUACUGAGGAACAGCAACAACUAAAACAACUCCAGCAACAGAAACAAGAACAACAACCACAGCAAGAAUCUAACGUGGAGGAUACCAGAAAGUGUCUUCUGUGUGGUUUGUUGCGAGAUGCUGAACCUACUGAGGCAGGCCGGCUACUCACAUGUGGUCUGGAUGAGUGGGUGCACGUCAAUUGUGGUCUGUGGUCAGCGGAAGUAUUUGAAGAUGAUGAGGGUCGCUUACAAAAUGUUCAAGUGGCGAUAUCACGUGGAAAACAAAUGAAAUGUGAACAUUGCGGUGAGGUAGGAGCCACAGUAGGCUGUUGUGAACCUCGCUGUCCAAUGAAUUAUCAUUUUAUGUGCGCAAGAAAUGCUAAAGCAGAGUUCCAAGACGACAAGAAGGUGUACUGUGCGCAACAUUCCUUCCGGACCAAAAAGGAGUUAGUGAUGGUAAAUGACGACUUCUGUGUGGAACGACGAGUUUGUGUGGACAUGGGCAAAAUCCGAGCCACAAAGAAAUCGUCAAGAGGAUUUGAACCGCACAGCAUCAACCUUGUACAAGGUUCUCUUACUCUGGAAAACAUGGGUAAGCUGAAUGAACAUUCCGACACCGAACAAACGUUGUAUCCAAUUAAUUUCAGAAUUAGGCGGUUGUACUGGAGCGUUAACGAUCCAACUAAAAGAUGCCGUUAUUACUGCACAAUGAAAGAGAAAAAAAUCGAAUCAACGCAAAGAAUACAACAAGAAGCCAUCAAGGACUCGAUAGAUCAGGAACACUUACACAAAGUUAUAUCUCACGAAGAAGUCAACAAAAAAGACAAAGUGCCAAAAAUCAUGUCUACAGCUCACGGAGAUUUCAAAAACUCUGCACAACCUCGACAGAGUAACAGAGCAACCGACUACUUAAAUAGUUCUUAUGGAAAGAAACUGAAAAGGAUAGCGCCCCAUCCAGGCCCCGGUAUUGUAAAUCACUCUAUUUUUCCAGGAGUUCUGUUGAAUGAUACUACACACUUGUCGAAGUUGAGAAGAAUUCUACCAGCUCCUCAAAAACCUUUGCCUGCCUCGCCUACGAAUUCUCCGAGGAAACUCAUCGAACAUAUAAAUCGACAAACUAGCCAUUUACCGUCAAUUCUUAAUCCUGUUCGUGUGGAAAAAUCGCCUUCACCUGUCGCGGCAAGCGCUCCUGCGCAGAAAGCCGUACCUCAGAGAAGUAGGAAAACACCGCCGGCCGUGAAAAGGACGAUGAAUUUUGAGGAGUCGAUUCCUCAAACUGUCAGGCAGUUAAACUGCGAUCACGAAGUAGUAGCAAAAGCAGGAGAUGAAGAGCUGUUAAAUUCGCCCAUUAAAGAAAUAUCUCCCAAGUCUUGGUUAGUGAAGCUUCGAGAAAGGGAAAGUGCUGCGCAAUCCGAGAAGCCAAAUGUGUCUUUUGAAAUCACAAGUGAUGAAGGAGUUAGGGUGGAGGCCAAUACAUGUGAAGCUGCUUGGAAGCAAGUCUUUGAAAAGGUUCAGGAAGCCAGGAUAGAUCGUCACAUGAAGCUGGUUCCAUUUGCAGGUGUGAAUGGCAAAGCAAUGUUUGGUGUUCGUCAGGAAUCUGUUGUGUCCAUGUUGGAGCAGAUGCCUGGAGCCCAUCAACUGAAGCAGUACUCCUUCAAAUACAACCCGCCAUUUGACAAUAGCAGCUUGGAGGAAACACAGGCUUUAAAAGAGAAUCCUCACGGCUGUGCAAGAGCUGAAGUGUUCCACAGAAACAAAAAGUACGAUAUGUUCGCGUUCCUGGCGUCAACUCACCGCGUCCCUCCACAACUGGAAGAAAGCGCUGAGGAACAGGAGAGCGCUGAACAGGCGCGCGAUGGACCUCUUUCCGUGAGGCGUCCAACGUGCUUGGAUCUACCAAUGGCCAUGAGAUACCGCCACCUUAAACAGUGUUCCUUUAACAAAGACGCUGUAGCUGUAUACAGGUCCCCAAUUCAUGGUCGUGGCUUAUUCUGCACUCGUAAUAUCGCCGCUGGUGAGAUGGUGAUCGAGUAUUCUGGAAUGCUGGUUCGUUCUGUUCUAACUGACAAGCGAGAGAAGUACUACGAAAGCAAGGGUAUCGGGUGCUACAUGUUCCGUGUCGACGGCACAUAUGUCGUUGACGCCACAAUGUGCGGAAACGCAGCUCGUUUCAUUAAUCAUUCUUGCGAGUCAAACUGUUUUUCUCGAGUCAUUACUGUGGAUGGUCAAAAGAAAAUUAUUAUCUUUGCUUCCAAAAGUAUAUCAAGAGGAGAAGAGCUCACUUACGACUACAAGUUUCCUAUCGAAGACGAGAAGUUACCUUGUUUGUGUCACUCAAAACAUUGUCGCAAAUACCUCAAUUAACUCUCCUCAAACUUUCCAAAGAGAGAUCUUUUUUGUCAAAUUGAAUUUUAUUUAUGAACCAAAUGUACAAAAAUAAGAUGUAAAAUAUUUGUCUUCGCUCUGUAAAAGCUUAUUUACAGCGUCCCUGCACUUUAUUAUGAUAUUGACUAUAUAUUUGAAGAGCUUUUUUUCUCUCUAACUGAUACAUGAUGAGUGCAUCAUGUCUGCAAUGGAUUUGUAAUAAUUUGAACGCAAUAAUAUAUGACAAAUCUGAGAGAAAUGCUUUUCUUCGGUGUAACAUUAUUGAUAUUUACAGAAAUAAAUUUUUAAGUGAGAUGGCUCGA